AUGAGCCUUCAACCUGUAAGCAUUCCUUUGGAUCAACUGUGCGCUGUGCGCUUGCUGAUUUUCCUGGCAUCCAAGUAUGAUACUCUCUUGACCUUUCACGAUGAGUACCGGGCCGCGAGUGCUCAAGACUACGAGGGCGCCGUAAGUGGCGUGUGGGACCUCCUCCUCAAUUACUACUUCAACCAAAAGGAUGGGUUUGUCCACAGAACCCAGGACAAAGUGGAAGGGGGAUACAUGGUGUCUCAACACCCAUGGCGGCAUCCCCAAUACGGCAUUAUCGCCGUCGGCAGAUAUGCCGAAUUCUACAAGUGGAACGCGGCCGCAUCUGCCCCAGCGAUCUACGCCGGCCGAUAUGACAUCUUGCGCGAUUCUGCUGACGUUCAUGAGCGCCUCAUGGAGAUCCGGGCGGAGCGCCUCGCUGGGCGGUAG
This is a messenger RNA of Aspergillus novofumigatus IBT 16806, 429 nucleotides long. RefSeq lists its product as uncharacterized. The transcript has 2 exons. The record is from RefSeq and is a predicted model, not a curated record. NCBI's taxonomy places the organism in Eukaryota, Fungi, Ascomycota, Eurotiomycetes, Eurotiales, Aspergillaceae. Bases 1 to 429 code for a protein of 142 amino acids.